Messenger RNA from Paramecium primaurelia, 907 nucleotides. The record is from the annotation of a GenBank genome assembly. NCBI's taxonomy places the organism in Eukaryota, Ciliophora, Oligohymenophorea, Peniculida, Parameciidae.
AUGCUAAUCAUAGAUAAAAUUAUUGCUAUUUGGUAAAGCAUUACUUUUGGAACCAAAUUUGUUUUAAUUUCUAGUAUAUUGUGCUGCAUCCUUGAUAUCCUUAACAAUAAUUUGUUAUUUAAUAUCUUAGUAGAUAUCCCUAAUUUAACAAUCUAUUAAUACGAAUUAUGGAGAUUACUUAUUCCAUAAUUCUUUCAUGGUAUAUUUCAAAUCAAUUGAAAAUAGGCAAUAUCUAUAAUCUAAGCAUAAGUUUAUUAGGAUUUUUGGUUUGUGCAAUUGAAGUAGAAAAAAAUUAUGGUACAAUACCCUUUUUUUGUGAUAUAUUCUUUAAGAAUUUGAUCAUUCAAGUAUUUAAAAUUCAUAAAUAGAUUAUAUAUGUUUUUUUAUGCUUUUCACUUUCUUAUUUAACUUUAGAUGUUCAGGGUACAUAAUCUUUUGGGUUUUGGAAUAUCACUUUUAUUUAUAUGUUGAAUAAGUAUAUUCUAUCUUUUUUAAUUUAGAGGACUUGCUGAUUAAGAUGAUUAUUAAAAGUUUCUCUGUUUUCCAUUAUAUUUCCCAUCAAAAUACUAUCCACCAGCAUUCUUUUUAAUUAUGAAUUCAAUUGAAUAUCCUAGAUUAGAUCUAAUAGCAGCAACUCUGUUUGCAUUUAUUGAAUAUCAAUUAUUUGAUGGUUUCAUGAUGAAAUUAUCUAAGGUAAUUUUUAAGAUUAUUAUAAUUAAAGGGAUUUGUGACAAAAAUAGAAUAAUCAUUUCCAUUCAAAUAUAUACAAUCACGUUAAGAUUUUAUUACAUGUGAUUAAAUUAAUCAUUCAUUUGUUAUGGAUGAUGCAAAAAUGGCAGAAUACUAAUUAGAAAUUGGAAUGAUUUCAACAACAGAAUCUAAAAUAUAAGAUUAAAAUUAGAUUUGA